UCCUGUUGUCACAUAUUGUAUUACUUCCUAUCAUCCUGUUUUGUGUUGCAUUGGAGGAGUGAAGUGCGUCUUAAUCUCAAAGCCUCUCAGCUCCUUCUGGUGUCACGUGCUCAAUCAAAAUGUACCUUAUGUGUCUGUUUCAUUAACCUUUCGUCUCUCGGACAGAAAGGCUAGAAAGCGACAGGCGGCCUUCUAGAAACACAGACCCUCGGGAGUGUGAAGGCUCUUCCCCCCCUCUGGUCUCUCUGAAGAUGCACCUGAGGAGGUCCUCCCCCAGAAGCUCAUCCACAACAGACUCUCUGUCUUCUUCUCAGCACAGCAACCAGGGAGUUGACUGUGCAGGAGUUGUUCUGGACUGUCUCUUCUGCCGGUUCUAUGACAUGAUCCUCGCCGCUCGCUGCUGCCCCGACUACAGUCAGGUCGCCACCACCACAGAGUCUUCGCCCGGCGAGGACGAUGACUGCGACUGCGGUCUGUUCCCUUGCUGUCAGGACGCAGGCGACUGCUUGGAGUUGGCUAUGGAGACGUCUGAGCUCUGCUAUCACUAGUGGGGAAAUCAACACAUCGGCCAUCGUGACAAGGAACUGGUCGAUUCAUCUCAUGGGAAGUGGAUGAUUGCUGAGACAAUCAAAUCCAAGCCGUAACAUGCACCCUUUGUUACAAAGCAUCAAUAAAUG
Molecule: messenger RNA, 677 nt
Organism: Gasterosteus aculeatus aculeatus (three-spined stickleback)
Lineage: Eukaryota; Metazoa; Chordata; Actinopteri; Perciformes; Gasterosteidae
Source: RefSeq, a predicted model, not a curated record